UAAAAAAAAAGAUGAGGAGAGAGAGAGAGGGAGGGGGUACAGUGCAAUGGUCGUCUUCUGACAGGUACAUCGUAGGCUGAUGAAGGACCAGCACCAUUUAAAGGCACUAAAUUAUUUUCGACAGAGGAACAGAGGAACGUACUUCUUUAGACAUCAAUGAAAGACAAAGAUCUUAGAAGAGCAUUAUCUCCAUGCAUGUCUUUCAAGUAGGGGAAUGUAAUACUUGGAAUUUCUGGUAUGUUCGGUAUCGAAUUAUGAUGGGACGGCCGUUUCAUACUUUGCUUUUGGAUUCUUUCCCAUCUCACUCCAUCCUCUUGGCCUCACGCCUUCAACCUUUGCCCUCCUCUCUUUCUUUCUCUCUCUCUCUCCCCCUCUCCCUCUUUCUCUUUCUCUUUCAGACUCCUUCUGUUCCUGACUAUCAGAUAAGGACGUUUCCUCUUCGUAUAACCAUGGGCAACUACAUCUCGUACUCGCAGAAUGACAUCAUCUUCUCUGGCAUCCUGAUUGCAGCGUGGCUGCUGAUCCGUCCGUACUUUGUCCGAAUGAGCGAGCAGGCCCAAGCUAGAAGCCAGACAAGACUCGAGGCUGAGGCUGCAGCAAACGAUGCACUGAAUAACAGUGGUGGCGCUAAUCGAGGCGGUCGGAGGAAACUCGAUUAAAGAUUAUCGAGGCAUCAAGUCGGAACGCGAAGGCUGGAAAUCACCAUUCUCUUCCGCAUGCGUAAUUGCAGGCCUGUAAUAAAAUCUCAAAAUGAAUAAUAUGUCUUGCAAACCGAGCUGCAAGUUCACCAAAUCAAAUGUUCAUCCUGACCAUCCAUU
Gamsiella multidivaricata is the source of this 818-nucleotide messenger RNA. RefSeq lists its product as uncharacterized. Bases 192 to 659 code for a protein of 155 amino acids. The transcript has a single exon. NCBI's taxonomy places the organism in Eukaryota, Fungi, Mortierellomycota, Mortierellomycetes, Mortierellales, Mortierellaceae. The record is from RefSeq and is a predicted model, not a curated record.